Tigriopus californicus is the source of this 1502-nucleotide messenger RNA. It is a transcript of the gene HGTX, whose product is annotated as homeobox protein Nkx-6.3-like. NCBI's taxonomy places the organism in Eukaryota, Metazoa, Arthropoda, Copepoda, Harpacticoida, Harpacticidae. Gene Ontology annotation, biological process: regulation of transcription by RNA polymerase II; cell differentiation. The record is from RefSeq and is a predicted model, not a curated record. The coding region runs from base 198 to 1004 and encodes 268 amino acids. The transcript has 3 exons. Gene Ontology annotation, cellular component: nucleus. Gene Ontology annotation, molecular function: RNA polymerase II cis-regulatory region sequence-specific DNA binding; DNA-binding transcription factor activity, RNA polymerase II-specific.
AAAAGAGGCGGUCUUACGGAUCUGUGUCCAAUCGAAACGCUCGGGAGGAGGAGUCUCUUCGGACAUGGAAUAGCCGGCCCCCAAAGGACGGUGUUCUCAGGGAUUGGAGGACAAGUGUCUGCCUGGGGUAAUAAUAGGUGCAUGUUGAUUUUGAUAUGGUGUUGUUAGAAUGCUCUUUAAUAUAGUGUAGAAGAAUAAUGAACCGCGAAAAAUUAUCCACAUCCAUCGAGAGCCAACCAUCAAGUCGACACACCAAAGCGAAUCCAGUGACAGCAAUUGACCUAGCCACGUCCAUGCAUGAUCAAGUGGGUGUCACAGAUCAAGAAGGGCGACUUUUGUCCAACUACCACAACCCUCAUGGGAUCGAAUCUAUCCUUCGAGGGCGUAACUCUGGUGGGAUGUUCCACCCCGAGACCAGUUUGGCUAGUAACCCGCUCGUGAAUAACGCGUUGACCAUGUCAAGUAUGGAACACCUCCACCAACAACACCAACAGCAUCAGCAACAACAGCAACAGCAAGAAGAUCAGCUCUCGAAAACGGAUUGUCAAAAAACCCUCCGGGAACAGACCGGACUCUAUUGGCAGAACAUCCAUGGAUUAAUUUCAACGUCAAAUAUCUGGAGAAAUGGUUUUGAAAACCAUUCUGUAGGUGAAUUGGACUCCAAGAAGAAACACACAAGACCCACAUUUUCUGGGCAGCAGAUCUUUGCAUUGGAAAAGACGUUCGAACAAACCAAGUAUUUAGCGGGUCCAGAGAGAGCGAAGCUGGCGUAUGCAUUGGGAAUGAGUGAAUCUCAAGUGAAGGUUUGGUUCCAAAAUCGUCGGACAAAAUGGCGGAAACGACAUGCGGCGGAAAUGGCACACGCCAAGAAACGGCAGGAAAAGUCACGAAGUCAAAAUGGUUCCUCAGAGAGAGAUAAUCAGUAUGGAGGCGAUGACGAUGAGGAGGACGAGGAAGAAGAUGACGAAGAAGAUAAAUUUUGUACCGACAUUGAUAACUAUUAGCAUAAAUGUUGACUCUGACGAUAAUUGAUAAACCAUCAUACCAAUUACCACAAUUUGUGAGAUCCUGAAUGGAUCAUGAACUGGUGUUCUCAUAUAAUGCAAAAAAACGCACACUAAUAUCAUGCAUAUGCACUUGUCAAAACACAUCUAUGUGGUCUGAUCAUUUGAACUCGUAGAUUCGCUGACAAACGGGAUCAAAAGCUCAUCCUUUCACGAAAGCUAUCGGGUAAUUGCCAACGCCAUGCAUUGUUGAUUACAUUAUUGGAGAAGCAAAAGGAGAUGUGCGUGGGUGAAACCUUUCCCUUAUAUCACGUGUUGUAUGUUGUAACUCGAACGUGCUCAACUUCAAGGCAUUUUAAGAGCGCAGGCGUGAUUAAGAAAAUGCCUUCAAACUGAAAUGUUCUAAUAGCGAACAGUAAUCGUUUUAUAUUGAUUCCUCAAAGUUUAACUUCGCUCCCUAUAAAUGACUUGCUCAAGAUCUCAAAGCAAACGAGUUAG